This is a messenger RNA of Zophobas morio, 1406 nucleotides long. RefSeq names its product protein BTG3-like. Lineage: Eukaryota; Metazoa; Arthropoda; Insecta; Coleoptera; Tenebrionidae. The record is from RefSeq and is a predicted model, not a curated record. Gene Ontology annotation, cellular component: nucleus; cytoplasm. Gene Ontology annotation, biological process: negative regulation of cell population proliferation; negative regulation of mitotic cell cycle. Bases 224 to 889 code for a protein of 221 amino acids. The transcript is spliced from 5 exons.
GGUUUUUGUUGUGACUCACAUCCGAUUCGUGUCCUAGUACUGGUUUGUUGAUUCUUGUCGUGUUUUUUCGAAAAACCUCUCGAAAUUUGUGUUUUCUAUGCAAAAUUUGUGGCCAGUGUUUCUUGGUGGUGUUGUGUAUAUAUUCAGAUAACCUUUGGUAACUUGUCUUGAGUUUACGUCUUCAUUUUCCCCCCUGAUGUGAAGUCAUUCGUUGUUAACGAUAAUGAAGGAAGAAAUUUUAGCUGCCGUUAUGUUCUUUAUAAGGUUCAUUGAGAAGAGUGAUAAGUUCCCUCAAGACCAAAUCGAAAAUUUCAAAAAGCAUUUAACCGAACUUCUCAUGGAAAGAUUUGAGAAGCAUUGGUUUCCGGAACUUCCAACCAGGGGUCAAGCUUAUAGAUGCAUCCGCAUUAAUGGCAUCAGCCCUAUAGAUCUAACCUUGGAACGUGCUGCAAGCAAAUGUGGUUCUUCAUACCACGAUCUCCGAUUGCCUACUGAACUCACAGUUUGGGUAGACCCAAGUGAAGUAUGCUACAGACUCGGCGAAUCUGAAGGUUCGUACUGUACGUUAGCUACUUUCCCAUCAGAGAACCGUUCUUCCUCAUCCGAAAACUCGACACCGACAACUUCGCCCCCAUCAACUCCCUUGCAGGAUAAGUACCGUAAAGUACAAAGGCCACAGCACCAGAGGUAUUCUACAGACUUUACCAAUAAAUACCGCAAUCCUCCUAAUAUGUUCUUGUCGUCGUUAAGGGUGAAAUCAACAAACGAGGGUAAUUUCAAUUUUGGGUCCAAUCGUCAAAUAUGCAGGGGUCCUUUUCCUGCAAAUCCUACUUUCUAUAAAAACAUGAAUAUCAAUAGGGCACACUACAAGAACGUAUGUAGAGUGUAGUAGUUGUUCAUUUUUCAAGAUUAAUGGUAGAUGGUCAUUGUUCAUAAUACAAACACAUGUUGCCAUCAACUCUCAAGAAAACAAAACUGUCAAAAGCGUACUGAAACUUUUUGAAACGAACUGGUGCUUGUUUUUGAAAUUUACACUUUCUAUAUGUAUAAGAUUUCAGGUGCCUUCACAUCGUGUAUCUAUGUAUAUUUUGUAAUUCCUAUUCAUAUAUUUUUAUGGAGUCUAAACUAUAAGCAGUGGAUCUUUAAAUUUUUUUAUCUUUAAUUUUAAGUUGUUGCUGUGAUAAAUUUCUGUCAUGACAGAUUAAGCCAUUUGCAAUGUUUUGCACCCACCAUUUUCUUAAAUUUUUUUCCUUUCUUUUCCUUGAUAUCUAAAUAGUUCUUCACUAUAAUGCAUCAUCAAUUUGACAAUAGAUUUGCUUACUUAUAUUAAGUAUGUAUAUUUGCGAUUAGUUCCUUUAGUUUUACAACUGAGUUUAACAAUGGGUGAUACUUUUUCGAAUCUACAU